Rhizophagus irregularis DAOM 181602=DAOM 197198 is the source of this 1641-nucleotide messenger RNA. RefSeq lists its product as uncharacterized. NCBI's taxonomy places the organism in Eukaryota, Fungi, Glomeromycota, Glomeromycetes, Glomerales, Glomeraceae. Gene Ontology annotation, molecular function: protein binding. Gene Ontology annotation, cellular component: nucleolus. Gene Ontology annotation, biological process: ribosome biogenesis. The record is from RefSeq and is a predicted model, not a curated record.
AUAUUUUUACACACAAAAAAAAUGUCAAAACGUACUACAGAAGAUAUGGAUAUUUCGGACUUUAAAGUCCCAAAAGCUCCCUUCGGUCAACCCCAGGAAAAAAUUAAGUCGAUAAAAGAAUUAGAGGGCAUUGGAGAUUUUGAAGACCCUUGGGAAGACGAAUAUGAAACAGAGUCUGAAGAAGAAGUAGUUGAAGAGGAAAAUAAUGAGGACAAAGAAGGCGAUGAAAUGGACGUUGAAGAAACUGAAGAAUUACAAGUAUAUCUUCCUGGACAAGAAUUGCAAAAUGAUGAGGUUCUCGAGGCUGAUCAGUCAGCUUAUGAAAUGUUACAUUCUAUGAACGUAAGAUGGCCAUGCCUCAGUUUUGAUAUAUUAUGGGAUAAUUUAGGCGAAGACAGGAAAAUGUAUCCUGCUACAACAUAUAUCGUCGCUGGAACACAGGCAGAUAAACCAAAAAAUAAUGAAUUGAUAAUAAUGAAAAUGUCCCAACUUCAUAGAACGCAAAAUGAUGAUGAUUUAAAUGAUUCUGACAAGGAAUCUGUUGAUUCGAAUAAUGAAAAAUUAGAUGAAGAUCCAAUUUUGGAAGAGAAAAGUUUAAAACAUUAUGGAGGUGUCAAUCGCGUUAGAGUCACGCCACAAAAAGAUCUUCAAAUAGCUGCGUCUUGGGCUGAUACGGGAAAAGUACAUAUUUGGGAUUUGAGCCCAGUUGUAAAAGCAUUAGACACCAAAGGUUACCAAAUUUCGCAAAAGUCUUCUAAGCCAUUAUAUACAAUAGAGAGCCACAGCACUGAAGGAUUUGCAAUGGAUUGGUCAGGAACUGUCCCCGGAAGGCUGAUAACAGGAGAUAAUCACACACAUAUUUAUCUCACAACAAAGACACAAUCAAACUUUACAGCGGAUCGAAUACCAUUCGUAGGUCACUCGUCAUCAGUUGAAGAUUUACAAUGGUCUCCCACUGAAAAAAAUGUAUUUGCAAGUGCCUCGGCAGAUCAAACAAUACGUAUAUGGGAUACUCGAAGCAAAAAGAAAGAAGUUUUAUGUGUUAAGGCUCAUGAUGCGGACGUAAACGUUAUUACUUGGAAUCGAAAAGUUGACUAUCUGCUUGCUUCAGGUUCGGAUGAUGGUGUGAUAAGUAUAUGGGAUUUACGCACAUUUGUAAAUAAAGAAACGAAACCUUCACCUGUUGCAAAUUUCAAGUGGCAUUCUGCGCCAAUUACAUCUAUCGAAUGGCACCCCACUGAAGAAUCGGUUUUUGGUGCAUCAGGUGCAGACGACCAGAUUUCUAUAUGGGAUCUUUCGGUUGAACAUGAUCCCGAAGAAAAUUCUGAUAAGAUUAUCGGAAAAAGCGGUGUAGAAGUUCCUCCGCAGUUACUCUUUGUACACCAGGGUCAAAAUGAUAUCAAGGAAGUACAUUGGCAUCAACAAAUCCCUGGAUGUAUGAUAAGCACAGCAGCUUCUGGAUUCAAUAUUUUCAAGACUGUUUCUGUAUAAAUAAUAUAUUUAAUCCGAGUGUUAUUGUUCACACAGGAUCAUAAAAUUUUAAUUACUAUUAAUAAUAAAAUUCGAUUAUCUAUUUAAACUUUAUUUGUACAAUCAUUUGUACAAUCAUUUGUAUACAAUAAUAAAACUAUACGCUCAAAA